AUGCACCAACAGGACGUUGGGUGGAUCCUCCCGCAGAGGAGUAAGACGUUGAUUCAAGAACAUUUAAGAGAUUGGGCACUUAACUUUGCGUUUAAGGAUUACUUCAAGAGUUUGUUCAACUUUAAGAAAGACCGCAAUCCUUGUUGGAAAGUGCUCGGUGGUAACAUCGCGUCUGGUGGUUUUGCUGGUGCUUCCUCUCUUGUCUUUGUAUUCUCUCUAGAUUAUGCUAGAACCCGUUUAGCCAGUGACGCUAAGGCAGCGAAGAAGGGUGGCGAGAGGCAGUUCAACGGUUUAAUCGACGUUUACAAGAAGACAUACGCAUCAUACGGCAUUGCUGGGUUACACCGUGGGUUCCCUCUUUCAGCUGCCGGUAUUUUUGUUUACUGUGGUCUGCAUUUCGGAAUGUAUGACUCUCUCAAACCAAUCCUCCUCACCGGAUCACUGCAAGAUAAUUUCUUUACUAGCUUUGCGCUCGGUUGGUUGAUCACAAACAGAGCUGGUCUAGCCUCGUACCCGAUUGACACAGUGCGAAGAAGAAUGAUGAUGACAUCUGAAGCCGUCAAGUACAAGAACACAUUUGACGUGUUCAACCAAAUCGUGAAAAAGGAGGGUGUCAAAUCAUUGUUCAAGGGUGGAGGUGCUAACAUCCUCAAAGCUGUACCUGGUGCAGGUGUACAUGCCGGUUAUGAUAUGCUCGAGACUCUUGUG
Helianthus annuus (common sunflower) is the source of this 708-nucleotide messenger RNA. Its product is annotated as ADP,ATP carrier protein, mitochondrial. Gene Ontology annotation, cellular component: mitochondrial inner membrane. Lineage: Eukaryota; Viridiplantae; Streptophyta; Magnoliopsida; Asterales; Asteraceae. Gene Ontology annotation, molecular function: ATP:ADP antiporter activity. Gene Ontology annotation, biological process: mitochondrial ATP transmembrane transport; mitochondrial ADP transmembrane transport. The record is from RefSeq and is a predicted model, not a curated record.